Amaranthus tricolor (Joseph's coat) is the source of this 3838-nucleotide messenger RNA. RefSeq names its product disease resistance protein RGA2-like. Gene Ontology annotation, biological process: defense response to other organism. The record is from RefSeq and is a predicted model, not a curated record. The transcript has a single exon. NCBI's taxonomy places the organism in Eukaryota, Viridiplantae, Streptophyta, Magnoliopsida, Caryophyllales, Amaranthaceae. Gene Ontology annotation, molecular function: ADP binding. The coding region runs from base 94 to 3687 and encodes 1197 amino acids.
UUAUUAAAUUGAACUCUUUCAAAAUACAAUUCAAUCAGAAAAAAAAAAAAAAAAAAAACAAAAUCUCUGAGAGGUAAGAAAAGUGAAGAGAGAAUGGUUGAUUCUAUACUUUAUGGGUUAGCUGAAGAAGCUUUGAAGAAACUGGGAGGUAGCGCACUGAAUGAGAUUGCCUCCGCUUGGGGCUUCAAAGCUGAGCUUGAUAAGCUCCACGACACCAUCACAACAGUGAAAAAUGUGUUGUUGGAUGCUGAGAAAAGGCAAGCUGAUGAACUUGAUGUUCGUGGUUGGAUUGAAAGGCUUACCUUAGUUGUCUAUGCUGCUGACGACUUGUUCGAUGAGCUCAACACUAUUGCAUCUCGCAGACAACUCAUGGGUGAAAACUCAAUAUCCAGGAAGGUACGGGCUUUCUUCUCCCAUUCCAAUCAUAUUGCUUUGGCCUUAAAAGUUUCCAGAAAAAUUAGGAAGAUUAGGGAAAAAUUGGAUGCCAUAGACAAAGAUGGUAAACAAUUGAAACUUGUGCAAUCUCUUCCUUUGGGUAGGAAAUCAAUGAAGAAGAGAGAACAAAGUUAUUCAUUUGUUGAUGCCCAACAAGUUAUUGGUAGAGAUGCUGAUAAGAAUGCCAUCUUAGAUUUACUCUUAGCCUCUAGUUCCAAUAUAGACCCUCAAAAUGAAGUGCUCCCUGUCCCUGUUAUCUCAAUUGUUGGAAUUGGAGGCCAAGGCAAGACCACUUUAGCUCAACUUGUUUACAAUGACCCUAAGGUUGAGAAAUCUUUUAAUUUGAGGUUAUGGGUGUGUAUUUCGGAAGUCCUUGAUUUUAAGGGAGUUUUGGAAAAGAUCCUCAGAUCCGCAACCAAAGCUGAAACUCCAAAAUUAGAUAUAGAGCAGUUACAAGCUAUGUUGCGAGAGGCGAUUAGUGGUAAGAAAUACUUUCUUGUUAUGGACGACGUUUGGGAUGACAAGCGUGAGAAAUGGCUCAAGUUGAGGGAUUUAUUGAAGAUGGGUGGAGAAGGGAGUAAGAUAUUGGUGACUACUCGAUCCAAGGAGGUGGCUAGAAUAAUGGACUCUCUUGCUAUAUACGAGUUACAGGGCCUAACAAAUGAGAAAUCCUGGGAGUUAUUUGUUAACAUGGCAUUUGAACCUGGACAAGCUCAACAGAAGCCACGUCUUGUCAAGCUAGGGAAGGAAAUUGUAAAGAGGUGUGCAAAUGUUCCUUUAGCUAUAAGAACUUUGGGGAGUCUUCUCUAUGGCAAGGAGGAAAAGAAGUGGUCAUCAUUGAUGAACACGAGUCUGGCGAAAUUAUCUGAUGGGAAACAAGAAGUCAAUGAUAUUUUAAGCAUACUCAAGUUGAGCUACAAUGAUCUAUGGUCUCCACUGAAGAAUUGUUUUGCUUAUUGUGCUUUGUUUCCGAAAGACUAUGAGUUUAAUAAGGAAAUGUUGAAACAGCUUUGGAUGGCAGAGGGGUUCAUUGUUGCUGAUUAUGAAGGAAACCAGAGUCUAGAAGACGUUGCUGAGGAUUAUUUUCAAAUUCUGCUGCAAAGGUGCUUCUUCCAGGACAUAAAAACCGAAGAAUUGGGGGCUAUUAUUGGUUGCAAAAUGCAUGAUCUCAUGCAUGAUCUUGCUCAAAGUGUGGCUGGAGCGAAGUGCAAGGUUGCAAGUCUAGAAGAAACAAGAUUUGAUGUCAAAAUCAUCCACUUGUCAUAUGCAUGCGGACCGACUUCGUCUUGGAAAAUUCAAGACUCCAUGCGAAAUAUGCAGCUGUUGCGCACUUUUCUUAUGCCAGAGCUUAAGUUUGAUGGCUCUCUCUUCGGCGAACUUAUGUGUAAACAGUUAAUAUCGAGUUUUAGUUGUUUACGAGUGUUAGAUCUCCACAGCCUAUGUCUCAUAACUUUGCCAGAUUCUGUAGGUAAUCUAAUUCACUUGAGAUACCUCAAUCUCUCAAAGACACCAAUCCAAAAGCUCCCUAAUUCAAUCACCAAGCUUCUAAAUCUGCAAACAUUAAAUUUAUACCGCUGUUUGAAUCUUCGAGCAUUGCCUACAGGUAUCAGAAAACUGGAAAAUCUGAGGAGCCUUGAUGUUGGUGGCUGUUACAGUAUCUUUAAAAUGCCUUCGGGAAUAGGAAAAUUGACUUUGCUCCAAAAGCUACCUCUUUUCAGAACUGACUAUGAGGUUAGUAACCGAGCCAAACUAAGUGAACUAAAGCAACUCAAUAACCUGAGAGGAGAGUUACACAUUAUAAUAUGUGGAAAUAUGGGAAAUCCAAGCUUUGAAGCAAACGAGGCAAAUUUGAUCAGCAAGCAAGGGCUAGAUACACUGGAUAUUAGUUUUAUCUUUAGUAAAGAUAAUGAGGUUCUGAUGGAAGGCCUCAAACCACAUUCCAACUUAAGAAAGUGGAUGAUAAGGCGUUAUUUUGGUCAAAAUUUUCCAAGUUGGGCAACCAUGGAUAAUUUGAGCAUUAGUCUUCCAAAUCUGGUAUAUAUUUAUCUUGAAUUUGGUAAAUCCUCAGAAGUUCCCGUCUUAAGUCAAUUACGUUUCUUGAAGUAUCUUUAUGUUAACCAUUACAGCAAUGUUGAAUACAUGGAGAAUAACGAUAUGAUUAACCAAUUCUCCUCGUCACCAUCAAUGCCAACAUACACAGAAACCAUUUUCUUCCCAUCUCUUCAGGAACUUCAUUUGUCAUGGAUGGAUUCUCUAAAGGGAUGGUGGAAAGAAGACGUAGAAGCCGUGGUUAGAAAUGAUGAUGCAAAAGAAGCUUCGUAUCUUCAACAGGGGAAUGAAAUGUCAAUGCUCUCAUUUUCUAAAUUAUCAAAAUUGAGUAUAUAUCGUUGUCCGAAGUUGAAAACACUUCCACUUUGUCCUAAUGUGGAGGAAUUAAAUGUAAGUGAUAUUGAUGAGAGUCUCUUAGAAAUAAUAUUGAAGAUAGCAACAACAAGAUCAAACUCAUCGUCUCAAACUACAUCAAGGCUUAAAAAAUUAACGCUCUCAAAUGCAGAAAAACUUAUGUCCCUGCCUAUGCAUUGUCUCCAUCAGCUUUCUUCACUUACCAUUGCAGGUGAUCAUCAUCUGGAGAGCACAGACACAUUAGUCGAAGUCUUUGCACGACUAUCUUCAUCCCUCCGAUAUUUGAAAUUCACAUGGUGUACUAAAUUGAGAAGCAUCUCUAAGGGCCUGGGACAUUUUACUGCCUUAGAAACGUUGAACUUAGAGUUUUGUCUUGAACUUGACCUUUCACCAAACCAACAAGAAGCAAAUGAAGAAGAUGAAGAUGACAUGCCAUGGAAAGCCUUCAAAACUAAUCUACGUUCCUUGAGGUUAUAUCAUCUUCCUAAAUUAGUGGACUUUCCAAGUGGUUUUCGGCAUUUGACAAACCUUCGUUCUUUAAAAAUAGAAAACAUUAAUCAUUUGAGGGAACUACCAGAAUGGAUAAGCUGUGUAUCUUCGCUGGUAAAUAUGAAGUUGUAUGGAUGUCAUAACUUAACUUGUUUGCCAGAUGGAUUCCGCAACCUCACAAACCUAAACAGACUAAUAAUUGGCGAUUGCAGUCCAAUUUUAAUGGAAAGAUGUAAAGGUCCAAAUGGUAGCGACUGGCUCAAGAUUCAACAUAUCCCUUUUCUUAUUAUUGAUAAUCAAAAUUGGCUUGGUCCAAAUCCAAUAUAUUUUUCAUUGGACGAUUUUUAUAAUAAUGUUUAAAUAUGGAAGCGGUGCAUGUUCUCAGAUCUCUAAAAAUUGUAGUCAUUAAUAUAUGUCAAAGUUUAUUAUACCUUCACAUUUGUAUUAGUAUUCUAUUAAUGAAUGUUGUAUUAAAAUUCUAUUAAUGAGGAUGAUGAGUUUGUCCCAAAAA